Nematolebias whitei (Rio pearlfish) is the source of this 1022-nucleotide messenger RNA. RefSeq lists its product as uncharacterized. The record is from RefSeq and is a predicted model, not a curated record. NCBI's taxonomy places the organism in Eukaryota, Metazoa, Chordata, Actinopteri, Cyprinodontiformes, Rivulidae. The transcript is spliced from 9 exons. The coding region runs from base 1 to 918 and encodes 305 amino acids.
AUGGAGGCCCCAACCAAGCCGGUGCUGUACACGUCACAGCAGAUUCUGAACUGCACAUUUGAUGAGGAAGGGGUCAUUCCGGGGAGUUCUGGCUGGAACCUGAGCAGACAAUUUGAGCGAUUUGAGAUCAACAACGGCCUUUCUGCUCAAAUCAUACACACCAGUACAUACGAGUGUGGGUUUACUGUUGGGUCAGUUAGGCACACAGCCAGAUCUUAUUUGGAUGUUGCUCUCCUGCCGGAUGUGAUCAACAUGAAAUUUGAUCCUCUCAUCGCGGACUGUUCAGAUGCGACCACCACAUCCUUCACAGUCAGCGUGUCUGCCAGCAUUCCUAAAACUACGGAGAUCUACAACAUCACAUGGUCUGAAAACAACAUAGACAAACUCCAACAGAAAACAAGAAACGACAGCUUUACUUACAGCUACGCAACAAAUAUCAUUUGUAAAACUGACAAAGGUACACGCAACAACUUCCUGAAUGGACUUGGAGCUACCCAAGAAGUGGCAAAGGACAUUUUUGAAGGAAUUAAGAACAGCUCUAUCUUAAAUGCUGCCUCUGAAGAUGAAACUGCUGACAUUGGUGCUUCCAUUGGCAUCAUAAGUGUAAUGGCCAACGCAUCAAAAAUUAUUAUCCUUAAAGAGGAUGUCUUUCCGGAUUUAAUUGAAGGAGCAAGCAAUAUGGUGAACUCAAACUGGAGUGGAGUAACUGAUACCAUACGUCACCAAAUGUCAGAACUAUAUCUUAAUUCUGUGGAGUCUUUGGUGAAGCACAUUGAGGGCCUCUUUAUUUUGAUAACAGGAUGCCUUGCAGAGCAGAAGGUCAGAGAUGAAUUGUUUAGGAUCAUAAUGGUAAAAGUAGGACGAGAAACCGAUAGCAUGCAGAAACUGACGUCAACGACUUACACAAAAGACAAAUGAUGAGAAAAGGAUGGGAAAAUGUACAAAUCAUCGCUUGGAUCUGCAGCUCCUGUUGGAUCGGACAAGUUAAAGUUGAAAUUUGUGUUGUGUCUUAGACUGCUACA